Molecule: messenger RNA, 5963 nt
Organism: Microcebus murinus (gray mouse lemur)
Lineage: Eukaryota; Metazoa; Chordata; Mammalia; Primates; Cheirogaleidae
Gene: IQGAP2
Product: IQ motif containing GTPase activating protein 2
Biological process (GO): mitotic actomyosin contractile ring assembly actin filament organization; regulation of GTPase activity
Cellular component (GO): cell cortex
Molecular function (GO): actin filament binding; GTPase activator activity; calmodulin binding
Source: RefSeq, a predicted model, not a curated record
CUGAGCCAGGGCCUUCUUUCUCCCAGCUGGUGCAUGAUCAUCUAUCUCAGCUUUCAAGAGUUGGAGUGUUACUUCCCAACCACAAAAGACCCCAAAACUGGGAAGGAAUAGAUCUGCGACCCAUUUGUGAAUAAGCCAGGUGAAUCGUCUUUGUCCGUGCUAGAAGAGGAUCAACUGCUUGAGAUUGUAAAUGACGGUGGCCUAAAAAGGAUGGUUGAGACAACUUCAGGUCUCCAUAUGUUCUGGAUUAAAGUCAAGGCGGAAUUUCCUGAGAUUACCACAUAAAGCACUGAAAAGCCUGCUUCCAUUUCCAACAUUCUAUCUUUGUGAAGCAGGGUUUUCUGCAGUGACAGAAGCCAAAAUGAGAUUAUGGAGUUGACUGGACAUAGGCAACAUGCUUCGGGCGUCACUGUCUCCCAUCACUGCCCAGAUGGACCAUCUAGGAAAACAAGCCCAGGGCUCCCACUGAUUCUGCAUUAUGCUAUCGUGGAUGAUGAAAGGCUCUCUGCAGAGGAGAUGGAUGAGAGGAGGCGGCAGAAUAUCGCUUACGAAUAUUUGUGCCACUUGGAGGAAGCCAAAAGGUGGAUGGAAGUCUGCUUAGUAGAAGAAUUGCCACCAACCACUGAACUGGAAGAAGGGCUCCGGAAUGGAGUUUACCUUGCAAAGUUAGCCAAGUUCUUUGCCCCGAAAAUGGUAUCAGAGAAAAAGAUCUAUGAUGUGGAACAAACACGUUAUAAGAAGUCUGGCCUUCAUUUCCGACACACAGAUAAUACGGUCCAGUGGUUGAGAGCCAUGGAGUCUAUUGGACUACCCAAGAUAUUUUAUCCAGAAACCACAGAUGUCUAUGAUCGGAAAAACAUACCAAGGAUGAUAUAUUGCAUUCAUGCACUAAGUUUAUAUCUGUUCAAACUAGGAAUAGCACCUCAGAUCCAGGAUUUGUUGGGCAAAGUGGACUUCACAGAGGAAGAAAUCAGUAACAUGAGAAAAGAGCUUGAGAAAUACGGAAUACAGAUGCCAUCUUUCAGCAAAAUAGGUGGUAUUCUGGCCAAUGAACUAUCUGUGGAUGAAGCUGCCUUACAUGCUGCAGUUAUAGCCAUUAAUGAAGCUAUUGAAAAACGAGUCGCAGAGCAGACCAUCGUAACGCUAAGAAACCCCAAUGCAGUCUUAACUUUAGUGGACGACAACCUUGCACAGGAAUAUCAGAAGGAACUCUGGGAAGCCAAAAAGAAAAAAGAGGAAAAUGCAAGACUAAAGAAUAGCUGUAUUUCAGAAGAAGAAAGAGACGCAUAUGAAGAACUGCUGACGCAAGCGGAAAUCCAAAGCAAUGUUAACAAAGUCAACAGGCAGGCUGCAGUGGACCACAUCAAUGCCGUCCUUCUGGAAGGCGACCCUGAGAACACACUGCUCGCACUGCAGAAACCGGAGGCCCAGCUGCCUGCUGUUUAUCCCUUCGCUGCUGCUAUGUAUCAGAACGAACUUUCCAACCUCCAGAAGCAGAACGCCAUGAACUACUUGGCCCACGAGGAGCUCUUGAUUGCGGUGGAAAUGUUGUCUGCGGUUGCUUUACUAAACCAGGCCUUGGAAAGCAACGAUCUUGUCUCCGUGCAGAAUCAACUCAGAAGCCCCACAAUAGGCUUAAACAAUCUGGACGAGACAUAUGUGGAACGGUAUGCAAACUCACUACUCUCCAUUAAACUAGAAGCCUUAUCCCAAGGACAAGAUAACUUAAGCUGGAAUGAAAUUCAGAAUUGUAUCGAUAUGGUUAAUGUUCAAAUUCAAGAAGAAAAUGACCGAAUUGUAGCUGUAGGGUACAUUAAUGAAGCUAUUGAUGAAGGGAAUCCUUUCAAGACUUUAGAAUCCUUGCUGCUACCUACUUCUAAUAUCAAAGAUGUGGACCCAGACUAUGCCCAGCACUACCAGGAUGUUUUACACCAUGCUAAAUCACAGAAAUUCAGGAAUCCUGAGAGUAUUUCUAAAGUUCUUUGGCUGGAGGAAAUACAGCAAGCCAUCAAUGAGGCCAACGGGAACAAAGACAGAGCGAAACAAGGUGUUACGCUGAUCAUUGAUGUUAAUCAGUGUUUGGAGGGGAAAAAACCAAAUGAUAUUUUGUCUAUAUUGAAGUCUUCUGCUUGUAAUGCAAAUGACAUAAUCCCUGAAUGUGCUGACAGGUACUAUGAAGCCCUUGAGAAGGCAAAAGGGCUCAAAACUGGAAAAGUGUCUAAUGAAGGUUCAUGGCUCAAACUCACCCUGCAGGAGAAAUAUGACUACUAUUACAACGUUGAUUCAAAAGAGGGUUCCUGGGUCCUGCCUGAAUCAUACUUCUGUAAGGAAUCAUGGCUCACGGAAAAAGAAAUUGAGGAUGUUAUUGAGGAAGUCACGCUAGGUUACAUGCGUGAGAAGAUGUGGUCUGCUUCAGAAGAUUUGCUGCUUCGCUUUCGAAGCACAACCUCAGGAAACAUCCUUAUGGAAGAGUUUGAAGCUAGGAAAUCAUUUUUCUAUGGACAAGAAAAGAAUGUGGUGAAAAUACAGACUUUUUGGAAAGGACAUAAACAGCGGAAGGCGUAUAUGGACCGACGGCAGAUGUUCUUUGAUAAUGUUCAUUCUAUUGUGAAGAUUCAGUCCUGGUUCCGAAUGGCAACAGCAAGAAAGACCUACCUUUCACGACUACAGUAUUUCAAAGAUCAUAGUAAUGAAAUUGUGAAAAUACAGUCACUGUUGAGAGCAAACAAAGCAAGAGAAGACUACAAAACAUUGGUUGGCUCCGAAAACCCACCAUUAACAGUCAUCCGCACAUUUGUACACCUAUUGGACCAAAGUGAUUUGGAUUUCCAGGAGGAGCUGGAGGUAGCACAAUUAAGAGAAGAAGUGGUGACCAAGAUUAGAGCCAAUCAACAGCUAGAGAAAGACCUGAACCUGAUGGACAUCAAGAUUGGACUCUUGGUGAAGAACAGGAUCACGCUAGAGGAUGUAAUCUCACACAGAACUAAGCUGGAUAAGAAAAAAGGAGAAGUAUUGAACACGAUUGACAAGCAUGGAAUAAAAAGUUUAAGUAAGGAGAGGAGAAAAACACUAGAAACUUACCAGCAGCUAUUUUACCUUUUACAGACCAACCCUUUAUACUUGGCGAAGCUGAUUUUCCAGAUGCCACAGAACAAGUCAACAAAAUUUAUGGAUACCGUCAUUUUCACACUAUACAAUUAUGCUUCUAAUCAGCGAGAGGAAUAUCUACUCCUCAAGCUUUUUAAAACUGCUCUGGAGGAAGAAAUACAAUUGAAGGUGGACCAGGUACAGGACAUAGUUACAGGUAACCCUACUGUAAUCAAGAUGGUUGUCAGCUUCAACAGAGGUGCCCGGGGACAGAACACCCUGCGCCAGCUCCUGGCCCCCGUGGUGAAAGAGAUCAUCGAUGACAAUUCCCUGAUGAUCAACACGAGCCCUGUAGAGGUGUACAAGGCUUGGGUGAACCAGCUAGAAACACAGACAGGAGAGGCCAGCAAGCUGCCUUAUGAUGUGACCACAGAACAAGCUCUCACAUACCCAGAAGUGAAAAAUAAACUGGAGGCCUCCAUCGAGAACCUGAGAACGGUCACCGACAAAGUCCUGAAUUCUAUCGUUUCUUCCCUGGAUCAACUGCCUUAUGGAUUGAGGUAUAUAGCCAAAGUACUGAAGAAUUCGAUCCAUGAGAAAUUCCCCGAUGCAACAGAAGAUGAGCUAUUAAAGAUUGUGGGAAACCUGCUGUACUAUCGGUAUAUGAACCCAGCCAUCGUAGCUCCCGAUGGCUUUGAUAUCAUUGACAUGACGGCCGGAGGCCAGAUAAACUCUGACCAAAGGAGAAACUUAGGAUCCGUGGCCAAGGUUCUUCAGCACGCAGCCUCCAACAAGCUGUUUGAAGGAGAAAAUGAGCAUCUCUCAUCUAUGAAUGAUUAUUUAUCAAAGACAUAUGAAGAAUUCAGGAAAUAUUUCAAAGAAGCAUGUGAUGUCCCUGAGCCAGAAGAGAAGUUUAAUAUGGACAAAUACACAGACUUGGUGACAGUCAGCAAACCAGUCAUUUAUAUCUCAAUUGAGGAAAUCAUCAGCACACAUUCGCUCCUGUUGGAACACCAGGAUGUGAUUGCCCCUGAAAAAACGGACUCACUGACUGAGUUGUUGGGGUUGCUGGGAGACGUACCUACUGUGGAAUCUUUUCUUGGGGAAGGAGCAGUUGACCCCAAUGAUCCUGACAAGGAAAGUAUACUAAAUCAACUCUCAAAGACUGAGAUUUCCCUUUUCUUAACAAGCAAAUAUGACAUAGAGGAUGGAGAAGUUAUAGAUGGCAGAAGCCUCAUGAUACAGACCAAAAAGCUGAUAGUUGAUGUAAUUCGGAACCAGCCAGGACACACAUUGACAGAUAUCUUAGAGACACCAGCAACUGCACAACAGGAACUAGAUCAUGCCUCAGACAUGGUGAGCCGUGCAAUUAUAGAUUCCAGAACUCCAGAAGAAAUGAAGUAUAGCCAGUCCAUGAUGGAGGAUGCUCAGCUGCCUCUGGAGCAGAAGAAGAGGAAAAUCCAGAGGAAUCUCCGGACAUUAGAACAGACUGGACUCGUGUCAUCCGAAAACAACUACCAAGAGAUUCUCAAUGAGAUUGCCAAGGAUAUUCGAAAUCAAAGAAUCUAUCGUAAGCUUCGAAAAGCUGAAUUAGCAAAACUUCAGCAGACCCUGAAAGCACUUAAUGAUAAGGCAGCAUUUUAUGAAGACCAAGUUAAUUAUUAUGACACCUACAUAAAGACUUGUUUAGACAACUUAAACAGAAAAAAUUCUCGGAGAUCAAUUAAGUUCGACGGAAAAGGAGAACCCAAAGGAGCGAAGAGAUCUAAAGCUGUGAAGUACACAGCAGCAAAGCUACAUGAGAAAGGCAUCCUGCUGGGGAUAGAUGAUGUUCAGACAAACCAGUUUAAGAAUGUUACAUUUGAUAUCAUAGCUACUGAAGAUGUGGGCAUCUUCGAUGUCAGAUCUAAAUUCCUUGGUGUAGAAAUGGAAAAGGUGCAGCUCAAUAUUCAGGAUUUACUUCAGAUGCAAUAUGAAGGCGUAGCUGUAAUGAAAAUGUUUGAUAAGGUUAAAGUGAAUGUAAACCUUCUCAUAUACCUGCUGAACAAGAAAUUCUAUGGAAAGUGAAGUGCCUGAAGACCUUUCAUGAAUUCAGUUAUCAUCUGGAUUGGGAAAUCAAUUUGUUUAGUAUUUUUUUUUUUAAACAUGAUUGAAAUCACUGCUUACAAAUGUGUGAUUUUUUUUUUAAAGACCAAAACUGUUCUGAAAAAUGUGCCUUUUUGAUAAUUUGAUACUAAAAUAGAAUGAUAUGCAAAAUGAAUUAAUGUAAACACAUCCACAUUGUACUGUGGUGUAGGUACUCUGAUUAAAACUUUGGACAUCUUGUGAUCUAUUUUAAAGUAGGGGGAGAAAUUUAACUGACUAGGGACAAACAUGUAAACCUAUUUUCCUAUGAAAAAAUUUUAAAUGUCCCACUUAAAUAAUGUAAUUCUUCAUAGAUUUUUUUUUAUCUGUGGAUAAAUGGAAACCUAAUUAUUUGUAAUGAAUUAUUUAGAUAGUUCUAAGCCUUGUCUUCUGGGAGUUAUCAAUUUUAAAGAGAACUUUUGUGCAAUUCAAAAUGAAGUUUUUAUAAGUAAUUGAAAAUGACAAUACAAUAACACUUUCUGUAUAAAAGUAUAUAUUUUAUGUGAUUUAUUCCUACUAAAUGAAAGUGCACUACUGCCUCAUGUAAAGACUCUCAUACGAAGAGCCUUUAAGUGACUAAGGAACAACGUGAUAGCGAUCAUAGGUCCCCACCUCCGUCCCUCAUGAUGUAUUUGAAUACUUUAAUUGUGCCUCUCAAUUUUUUGUAAUGCUAUAAAAUCAGUAUCUAGAUGCUUUUUAAAUGUAUUCUUUGGAAAUUGUUUUAUGUAAAAUAAAUGUUACUUAAUUACAUU